Messenger RNA from Maudiozyma saulgeensis, 630 nucleotides. The record is from the annotation of a GenBank genome assembly. NCBI's taxonomy places the organism in Eukaryota, Fungi, Ascomycota, Saccharomycetes, Saccharomycetales, Saccharomycetaceae.
AUGGGUUACUACGAUAUAGAUGAUAUGCUCACUGAAGGAAGUGAGGUUCCUUGCAAGUUCUUACAGGAUAUUCCGGGACUUGGAUAUUUAGAGAAUAAUCCUGGGAAACCAAUUAAAGCUAAUGCUAAAUUAAUGUUACCUUAUUGGCUAGCUCAUAUUUUGGCUGCUAUCGAUAGCAUACCUUUAUCAGAGGACUCGAUGGCUGUAGAUGAAGAAGAAGAAGCUGUGCCGUUUUUAGAGAUGUCGACACCAGAAAGUUUUUCUCAAAGAGUAAUAAAUGCAAUAAAGACAGAUCCUAAAUCAUUAGAUUUACAUUCAAUAAACCCACAUUUUUAUGAAUUAGCAAUUAAAUGGUGUGCCAUUUAUUCUGCAAAAGAUUUAGCAAAAGUCGUCUCUGAUUUACUAUUACAAAGAUCUCAAGAUAUUAAUAAUUUUGCUUAUUCAAUGUCAACAACAAAUAAAAAUAUUGAUUCAAUUGGUUCAAUGUCAAAUAAUACAGAUAUAAAACCACAUAAUUUAUUAGCAUCUUCAUCUUUCUUAAUGACUUUAGACGAAUUAGAAAAACAAAUUUAUAGAACUUCUCAUGAAUCUUAUAAAGAUUCAAAAAGAUGGAUGUUUCAAAAUAAAUAA